Messenger RNA from Saccharomyces mikatae IFO 1815, 2034 nucleotides. RefSeq names its product cleavage polyadenylation factor subunit RNA14 (gene RNA14). Gene Ontology annotation, molecular function: protein binding; mRNA binding. The record is from RefSeq and is a predicted model, not a curated record. The transcript has a single exon. Gene Ontology annotation, biological process: mRNA 3'-end processing. Gene Ontology annotation, cellular component: nucleus. NCBI's taxonomy places the organism in Eukaryota, Fungi, Ascomycota, Saccharomycetes, Saccharomycetales, Saccharomycetaceae. Bases 1 to 2034 code for a protein of 677 amino acids.
AUGUCUAGCUCUACGACUCCUGAUUUAUUAUCUCCUUCUGUGGGCAAAGCUGCUGAGCCUGGUGACAAUAUACAAGGAGAUGAGUUACGACUUAGAGAAAGGAUUAAAGAAAAUCCUACUGAUAUUCUAUCAUACUUCCAACUCAUCCAGUACUUGGAAACCCAAGAGUCAUACGCUCAAGUGAGGGAAGUAUAUGAGGAAAUUCAUAGCAUAUUCCCGUUCUAUUCUCCUGCGUGGACCUUACAAUUGAAGGGUGAGUUAGCAAGAGAUGAAUUUGAAACAGUUGAAAAGAUUCUGGCGCAAUGUCUUUCUGGUAAGUUAGAAAACAAUGAUCUGUGUCUUUGGUCAACGUAUUUGGACUACAUACGCAGAAAAAAUAACUUAAUCACUGGUGGGCAAGAAGCAAGAGCCAUUAUUGUCAAGGCAUUUCAAUUAGUUAUGCAGAAGUGUGCAAUUUUUGAGCCCAAGUCAUCUUCAUUCUGGAACGAGUAUCUCAAUUUUUUAGAACAGUGGAAGCCAUUCAACAAAUGGGAGGAACAACAACGUAUAGACAUGCUUAGAGAAUUCUACAAGAAAAUGCUAUGUGUUCCAUUUGAUAAUCUAGAGAAAAUGUGGAACAGGUACACACAAUGGGAACAAGAAAUAAAUUCCUUAACGGCAAGAAAAUUCAUUGGUGAGUUAUCAGCCGAAUAUAUGAAAGCUCGUUCCUUGUAUCAAGAAUGGGUGAAUAUCACAAAUGGAUUGAAAAGAGCAUCCCCAAUUAAUCUACGCACAGCAAACAAGAAAAACAUACCACAAACAGGUACAUUAGACUCAAACAUUCAGCAAUUACAGACCUGGUUGAAUUGGAUAAAGUGGGAAAAGGAGAAUAAGUUGAUGCUAAGUAAAGAUAUGCUAUCACAGAGGAUCAGUUAUGUUUAUAAACAAGGUAUUCAAUACAUGAUAUUUUCUGCUGAAAUGUGGUACGAUUAUUCAAUGUAUAUAUCUGAAAAUUCGGAUCGUCAAAAUAUCUUAUAUACUGCGUUAUUAGCUAAUCCCGACUCACCUUCUCUUACGUUCAAGUUAUCCGAAUGCUAUGAAUUAGAUAACGAUUCUGAAAGUGUUUCAAACUGUUUUGAUAGAUGUACUCAAACUUUGCUAUCGCAAUAUAAAAAGAUCGCUUCCAGUGCAAAUACAAGUGAAGGCGAUAACGCGGAGAACGAACAAGAACUGGUAUACAAACAAAGGGAGAAACUAACGUUCGUAUUCUGUGUGUAUAUGAACACGAUGAAAAGAAUUUCAGGAUUAUCCGCAGCACGUUCCGUAUUUGGUAAAUGUCGUAAACUAAAGCGUAUAUUAACACAUGACGUCUACGUGGAAAAUGCAUAUUUAGAGUUUCAAAAUCAAAAUGAUUAUAAGACAGCUUUUAAAGUUUUGGAACUGGGUUUGAAAUACUUCCAAAAUGAUGGAGUUUAUAUCAACAAAUACUUAGAUUUUUUAAUAUUUUUAAAUAAGGAUUCACAAAUUAAAACCUUAUUUGAAACAUCAGUGGAAAAAGUUGAAGAUUUGAUCCAGUUAAAGGCAAUAUACAAGAAAAUGAUAAGUUACGAAUCUAAGUUUGGCAAUUUAAACAAUGUCUAUUCUUUAGAAAAAAGAUUUUUCGAAAGGUUCCCUCAAGAGAAUUUAAUUGAAGUUUUCACCAACCGUUAUCAAAUUCAAAACUCAAAUCUAAUCAAGAAAUUAGAGUUAACUUAUAUGUAUAAUGAGAGAGAAGAUAGCUACCUUUUUUCUGGAAACAAGGAUGGUGGUCAUGGCUCUUCUAGCAUGAGUUCAUCAGAUAGAAAAAGAUUGAUGGAAGAGACUGGAAACAAUGGAAAUUUUUCAAAUAAGAAAUUCAAAAGAGAUCCAGAACUUCCAAUCGAAGUACUUGACUUAUUAAGUGUCAUUCCAAAACGUCAAUAUUUCAACACCAAUUUACUUGAUGCGCAAAAACUAGUCAACUUCUUAAAUGAUCAAGUAGAAAUUCCAACAACUGAGAGUACUAAAUCAGGUUAG